Molecule: messenger RNA, 1339 nt
Organism: Achroia grisella
Lineage: Eukaryota; Metazoa; Arthropoda; Insecta; Lepidoptera; Pyralidae
Exons: 6
Coding region: 1-897 (298 amino acids)
Source: RefSeq, a predicted model, not a curated record
AUGCAAGAACGAAACUUGUCAAUACCCGAACCUGUAUACCAACAGUUAAACAACAACUACGUAUUAUACUACAGAACUCUGAGCGGUCCCAGUGACAGCAAAUUGGUUCAGAACCCACUUGAAUUUGUUUGCCCUAUCUGUUUUUGGACGGCGGCUGUUAUUUUAUAUCAAAAACAUCGACGCUUGAUACGAAAAUUGAAUUAUCUUGUCAGCAAAGCUCGCUUUAUUUGGAUGACCCUCAAUUGCCACUUGGCUCCGACGGCAUCAGAACUGCACGAAGUGACCCUGGCGAAAUUGUUAUACUUCCAUGACCCUGAAGCGUGUGGAAGGGUGUACUUCUACAACUAUACAUCCGGAUCCUCCUCAAACAUUGUGUGGCCAGUGAAAAAUGAAAUUGCUGCCGCUUUUAGAGAUAAAAUGAGAGUAUGGCUAUCACUUCACGUAGUGUGGUUGCUAUUUGCGUUCCUCAAUAUGACAGUAAGGCACCGACCAUGUGGAUUCUAUACAGUAUCAGUACCGUUCGCUUUAACUGGAGUAGCUAUAAUUACAGUGGAUUUAGUAUAUAUGACGUUAUUUCUAAUGGACACGAAAUACACGAUGACUGAAGUCGAUAUAUUGCUGUAUAUUAAUUCAAACAAACAACAUGUCAAUGCCAUAAGAAAAAGACCGUCAGACCUGACCAUGGAGAAGACAGAAAAUGCUUCUUCUGACACAUCUUGGGUAUCAUUACUGUUAGCAUACAUGAGCUGUAGAGCGUUGGUGCAGUGGUUUAUUAACUUUUGGCUUGUGAAGGAUAACUAUUUCGAAAGCCUUUCGAAUUACCGUCAAAUACAAUCUCAGCAUCAUAACACGGACCGGUCGAAGAAAAGUUCGCAAUCUUCUCAUGCAUCUAUUUAAACAUCGCUCGUCGUUUUACGUGCCUCUACAUCAUUAAUACAUAGUAUAAAACAAACCGUCACUGUCUGUCCGUCCCUAUAUAUGCUUAAAUCUUUAAAACUACGGAACGGAUUUUGAAGCGAUACUUUUAAUAGAUAGAGUGAUUCAAGAGGAAGGUUUAUAUGUAUAAUACAUGUGCGAAGCUAGGGCGAGUAACUAGUAUUAUAUAUUUAGCACUACGUUACUGUACGUUAAAUUAUAAAUAUAUAUAACUUUAUGAAUAAAUAGCUUAAAUAUAACAUGUUAUCUAUAAACAUUUAUAUCUUUUACUUACUUAAGAUAUCACAAGUUUCUUGCUCAUUCUUCUUGUGAUGAAUCUGCGUUCCGAAUGACUGAUAGUAUAAAAAAAUAUGACAAUUCAAAAUUGUAAUGAGUUUAUUUGAAUAAAGAUUCUUUCUAUUUA